AUGAUCAUCGACGAGCUGAUGGACCUGCGGAAGACGCAAUCAAUGUCCGUUAGAGAAUACAGCCGAGCCUUCAGGAAGCUGAAUCGAUACAUUACCUUCAUCGACGAGAGUGAACCCAUCCCUGAGACCGACUGCGUCCGCAUGUACAAAAGCGGAAUGCCAAUCGAGUGGCAGAUUGAGAAGUGCUGUGUGCCCCGUCACAUCGCCGGACUUGAGCGGCAGUUUGAACUCAUCGAGCGAGUAGAACAAGAAGAUGAAGCCCUCCGCAAUAGACGCCGACCUGCACGCGACAACAAGAACAGCAACGCAUCUCGGUCUCGUGAGAAUGGUGGUGGACACCAG
Molecule: messenger RNA, 342 nt
Organism: Phytophthora sojae
Lineage: Eukaryota; Oomycota; Peronosporomycetes; Peronosporales; Peronosporaceae
Exons: 2
Source: RefSeq, a predicted model, not a curated record